Molecule: messenger RNA, 4479 nt
Organism: Symbiodinium sp. CCMP2456
Lineage: Eukaryota; Dinophyceae; Suessiales; Symbiodiniaceae
Source: the annotation of a GenBank genome assembly
AUGCCAACCGCAGAACGACGUCCGCCGGGAAUCCCCGAGUUGCUGGCCCCCGCCGGCAACUUCGAGUGUGUCCGCGCCGCGGUCGAGAACGGCGCCGACGCGGUCUAUUUCGGCCUCCAGAACGGCUUCAACGCCCGGGCCCGGGCCGACAACCACGCUCUAAACGACCUCGGCGAGACCAUGGCCUUCCUCCGCCGCCGCGGGGUAAAGGGCUACGUCACGCUCAACACGCUGAUCUUCAGCGACGAGUUGCCGGCCAUCGAAGGGGCCGUUAUCGCCAUCGCCGAGGCCGGGGUCGACGCCGUUCUCGUGCAGGACUUGGGCCUCGUGCGGCUCGUACGCGCCGUCUGCCCGGACCUGCCGGUCCAUGCCUCCACCCAGAUGACGCUGACCAGCGCCGAGACCGUCCGCGCGGCCGAGCGACUCGGCGUCGAGCGCGUCGUCUUGGCACGUGAGCUGUCGCUCGCCGAAGUUCGCAAGAUCCGCGAUCGGACGUCGGUCGAGAUCGAGACCUUCGUUCACGGCGCGCUGUGCGUCGCCUACUCGGGCCAGUGCCUCACGAGCGAGUCCCUCGGCGGUCGCAGCGCCAACCGCGGGCAGUGCGCCCAGGCCUGCCGGCUGCCGUACGAGCUCGUUUGCGAUGGCAAGGAUGUCGAACUCGGCGCGCAGAAGUAUCUGCUUAGUCCCCAAGACUUGGCGGCGUUCGAACUCGUUCCCGAGUUGAUCGACGCGGGCGUCGGCUGUUUGAAGAUCGAGGGACGCCUGAAGACGCCCGAGUACGUCGCCAACAUCACCCGUCACUAUCGCCGCGCAAUUGACGCAGCCGCCGCGGGUCGCGCCGUCUCGUUUUCGCAACGCGACGUGACCGAGAUGGAGCUUUCCUUCUCCCGGGGCUUCUCGCCCGGCUGGCUGCACGGCUGCGAUCACAAGCAACUCGUCCCCGCCACGAGCUCGGCGAAGCGCGGCGUGCGCAUCGGCGAGGUGAUCGACAUGCGGCGCGAUCGGGUCAUGGUGCGGCUCUCGAACCCGCUGGCGGCGGGCGACGGCGUCGUCUUCGACGGCGACCGCCUCACCGGCGCCGAGCAGGGGGGCCGCGUCUACACGAUUCACCUCGACGGCGAAUGGAUCACGGGAGAAGCUUCGCCGGGCGAAGUCGAGCUGGCGUUCGGCCACGGCGCGAUCGACCUCGAUUCGCUCUACCCAGGACAAACGCUCUGGAAAACCGACGACCCCAAGCUCAACGCCGCGCUGCGCAAGACAUACACCGGCGCCGAUCCCCUCCGUCGCCAGCCGAUCGAUGUGGAAGUGGAAGCCAAGGCGGGCGAACCCCUCCUUGUGACGGCAACGGCAUUGCGAGGUACCCAAGUCCGGGUGGCGUCGGCACAGCCUUUGGAAGUAGCCCAGCGUCACCCAGCGAGCGAAGCGAUGCUCGCCGAGCAACUCGGGCGUCUCGGCGGAUCGGACUACGAACUGCGUCAGCUCACGGCGUCGAUCGAAGGCGGUCCGAUGGUCCCGCUGAGCGUUCUCGGUCAACUGCGGCACGAAUUGAUCGCAAGACUCGACGAGGCCCUCUCCGCGCCGCCGGCGCGGCGGAUCGAUCUUCAUGCGGCCCGUGCGCUGAUGCCAGAGCGCGUCGAAUCGCAAGCCGCCGGUGAACCUCAACUGCGGGUGUUGGUGCGUUCGUUGCGGCAACUCGGCGCCGUGCUCGCAGCCAGCGAAACGCGUCUGGCCGCCGACUUCGCCGACAUCCGCGAAUACGGCGAAGCGGUCCGAGUCGCCCGCGACGCCGGCGCCGAACUCUUGCUGGCAACGCCGCGCAUCCAGAAGCCCGGCGAAGCGGGCGUCUUCCUGGCGAUGCGUAAGCAACAGCCCGAUGGCUUUCUGGUGCGUAAUCUAGCCGGCGUUGAUUUCUGCCGCGAGCACGGCUUGCGGUUCGUUUGCGACUUCUCACUCAACGCCGCCAACCCGAUCACCGCGGCCUACUUGAAAGAACUCGGCGCCGAAUGCGUCACCGCUUCGUACGACCUCAACCGCGAACAACUCCUCGACCUCGCCGCGCAAACGCCGCCCGAGUGGCUCGAGGUGGUCGUCCAUCAGCAUAUGCCGAUGUUCCACAUGGAGCAUUGCGUCUUCUGCUCGCUGCUGUCGCCGGGGACGAACAAGACCAACUGCGGCAGGCCCUGCGAUCGGCACGACGUGAAGCUCCGCGACCGCACCGGCGCGCUGCACCGCCUCACCGCCGACGUCGGCUGUCGCAACACGCUCUUCAACGCUGUGCCACAGUCGGCGGCCGAAGCCAUUCCUUCGCUGUUGGCGACCGGCAUCCGCUCGUUCCGCGUCGAGUUCCUCGAAGACGAGGACGCCAUCGCCGACACGCUGCGUGUGUACCGCGAUUUGCUCGCCGGACGUAUCUCUGGCAAAGACGUCUGGCGCCGCUUGAAGGCGACGCUGCUGACGGUCGCCGUCGCCGCGAUGUUCGGCGUUUUCGGCGGCCUGGGCUUCUUCACGUUCGGUUACGGCGAGGGGUACGCCUAUCUCGGCAACGACCCCGCCAGCUGCGCCAACUGCCACGUGAUGCAAGAGUUCUACGACUCGUGGCUUAAAUCGAGUCACCACAACGUCGCCGUCUGCAACGAUUGCCACACGCCGCACGACAGCAUCGUCGCCAAGUACCUCACCAAGGCCGACAACGGCUUCUUCCACUCGCUGGCGUUCACGACCGGCGACUUCAAGGACCCGAUCCAGAUCAAAGCCCGAAACAGCCGCGUCGUGCAGCACGCCUGCCUCGACUGCCAUAAGAAUCUCGUCAACCACCUGCUCCCAACCGAAGACGGGGGCGACAUGAUCUCUUGCGUCCAUUGCCACGCCAGCGUGGGCCACUCACAAACCGUGGCGCCGCGCCGUUACGGCGGCGUCGGCCUGUUGCUGCUCGCGUUCCUCGUCGCCGCGAUCGGCACGGCCCUCGUGGCGUGGGUGCUGGUGACGAUGUUCGGCCACAAGCAAGAGGCGCGAACGCCUUACGUGCGUGUGGUUGAACUCAACGAAGUGUCGGUCGAUCCCGAGCCCUGGGGCCUCAACUGGCCGCACCAGUUCGACGGCUGGAAGUCGACCGCCGGCGACAAGUUCUAUGGCGGCUCCAGCGCGAUGCCCGAGUCGAAACUCGAUAAGCAGCCUUGGCUCAAACGCCUCUACGCCGGUUACGCGUUCAGCAUCGACUACCGCGAAGCCCGCGGCCACGCCUACAUGCUUUACGACCAGGGCGUCACCGAGCGCGUCACCAAGAAGCCCCAGGCCGGCGCCUGCCUGCACUGCCACGGCUCGACCACGGUGCUGUACCGCCAGGUCGGCCUCGAAGCGAUGGGCGAGGACGCCGACGACGAGGCCCUCGCCGCCCACUUCAACAUGGAAGCCGUGCAGCGCGGCUUCGAGGAAGUCAGCACGAAGACGUACGGCGAAGUCCUCGACAUGCUCAAGGCCACGCCCGACGGCACGCCCGAAGAGAACGAGCCCGUCUUCCCGCCGGCGCCCGCCGGCGGCUUUACCGGCGAGAUCGCCGGACAACCCCUUCCCGAAGGAGACGCCCCCGUCCCACACAUCCCGAGCAUCGAGAAGUGGCGCCGCGGUGGCAAAGCGACUCCUUACGACCCUAACAAGGACGCGUCACGGCAAGAGUUGCGUUCGUUCGUCUGUGGCCAGUGCCACGUCGAAUACUACUGCGCAUCGAAGAUGACGCUCACAUUCCCGUGGAAGAACGGCCUCAAGAUGGAGGACGAGGAGCAGACUUGGGAAGAGACGACCUUCCCCGAUGGCAGCCCCUUCAUGGACUAUGCCCACGGUGAGACCGGCGCUCCCACCUUCAAGGUCCAGCACCCCGAGUUCGAGCUGUGGAGCCAGGGCGUCCACGCCCGCAACGGCGUCAGCUGCGCCGACUGCCACAUGCCUUACCAGCGAGUCGGCGCCGCGAAGGUCUCGAAUCACCACGUCCGUUCACCGCUCGAGAACCUCAACUCGGCAUGCCAGACGUGCCACCGCCAGAGCGAGGCAGAACUAGCCCAGCGGAUCGAGACGAUUCAAACCACCAAUCAAGCGCUGCUCGAACGCGCCGCCGGCGCGAUGACCGCUAUGCUCGACGCCAUCCUCGAAGCCAAAGCCUCCGGCGCCGAAGAGGAAGCCCUCGAAGAGGUCCUCAAGCUCCAACGCAAGGCCACUUGGCGGCUCGACUACGUCAGCAGCGAAAACUCGCGCGGCUUCCACGCCCCGCAAGAGGCGGCGAGGAUCCUCGCCGAGUCGAUCGACUACAGCCGUCAGGCCGAAGCCCUGGCGCUGCGGCUACGAGCCCCCGAGGCGCCGGACAUCGAAGGCGUUCCGAUCGAGCCGAUCCAAGGCGUGACGCCCACCGAGCCAAUCGUCAAGGAACCGGCCGGCAAACCCGAGACCGACGCCGUGUCGUUAAACGCUCCGCCUACAACCGAUGGCUAG